CUUCCUAACAACUAGAAAUAGCCUUUGAUGCCCUUCAAGUUCAUAAAUAAUAACAUUUAAUCAGAUGUACUAUGCAACGCAUGCGUCGCAACUCUUGAUGGUUCGUAAUUGGCAAUAGGAUAGGGGAUUAGCGAAUCAGAUUUCGAAUGAAAAUUGACAACAUUUCGAUUGCUCUCGAUCGAUAUGAUGCUAUGCGGUUUUGUGCGCUCUUCUAAUGCAUCGAGAUUGUUCCUUGGGGAAGGACUCGAAUGGAUAGGUAAGCGACAACGAAGGACCCACACCGUCGCUCGCCUGGAAGCCGCUUACAAGAGGAUCAAAGACAAGUGCAAAUCCAAGAAGCUUCCCAAAGAUGUUAAUGUGAAGGCUGUGUUUGCUUGCAAUGAGCUUGAUCUGAAGGAAGUCAAGGUUUAUGGCUUCGAUUAUGAUUACACCCUUGCUUGCUACAAGCCUUCCAUGGACUAUCUUCUUUAUAACUUAGCAAGGCAGACUUUAAUCGAGCAAUAUAAGUAUCCUAAAGAGAUUGGUAAAUUGGAGUACAAGCCAGGAUUUGCAGUUAGAGGCCUUCAUUAUGAUAUUGAGAAAGGCAUACUCCUCAAGUUGGAUUCUUUCCUGCAGAUACAGUUUGGCUCUGUGUAUAGAGGCUUGACUCCAUUAUCCACUGAGGAAGUCUUGCAUUUAUACAAGAACAGAAUAAUACCAAUAGCUUAUGUGGAAGGGCAAUCUAAAAGUGGCCAGCUAAUUUUGCAGGGAUCUCAUUCGAAGAUGGUUCAACUAGCUGACUUAUUUUCCGUUCCCGAAAUGGGUUUGCUCUGCAAUGUAGCUGAUUAUUUUGAGCGCAACCACAUAGACUAUCAUCCUGAGAUAUUGUUCAGAGACGUCAAGAGUUCUGUGAAGAGCUCGCAUCCGGUGAUGCACAAGAUCGUGUCACAGAACGUCUCCGAUUACAUAGAGGACAACAAAGAUUUACGGUACUUCUUUGAUCGUCUAAAAAGUGCCGACAAGAAGCUCUUCUUGGUUACGAACAGCCCUUACAAAUUCGUCAACAAGGGCAUGGAAUUACUAGUUGGUACUAACUGGAAGGACUAUUUCGAUGUCGUCAUUGUCCAAGCCAGGAAGCCGAGGUUCUUUACUGAUGAGUCUAGACCAAUCCGCGUGUACGAUGAGCGUAGCGGAACUCACAUUUGGGACAGAGUUACCAAGUUAGAAAAGGGCACUAUUUAUUAUGAAGGUACUGUUAAACAGUUGCAAGAGUUGACUGGUUGGCGCGGUCAUCAAGUCCUCUACUUUGGGGAUCAUCCUUACAGCGAUUUAGCCGACGUCACCUUGGAGCACGGUUGGAGGACUGGAGCCAUCAUCAACGAGUUGUCACACGAGAUCGAGACAUUGAACAAGGAUCAAUUUAAGCAGGACGCAAAUUGGCUUCAGAUGCUAACUCAACUGAUCGAGGAUAAUCAGGACUGCGAGGAUGAACUCGAGCAGUUUGUGUUGGCCCAAUGGAUGGCGGAGCGGGAUAAAUUACGCAAUGAUAUCAAAUGCGUCUUCAACGAACAGUUCGGUAGCGUCUUCCGCACUUACCAUAAUCCAACUUACUUCUCUCGUCGUCUCUUCCGAUUUGCUGAUAUUUAUACUUCUAACAUUACGAAUCUUCUCAAUUAUUCCGUUAAUCAUACCUUCUAUCCUAGAAGAGGCGUCAUGCCUCAUGAAUAUAUUUCAUACUUUGUCUAAGCCAAAAUCUACGUGAAUCCGAAAUGUGCCUCGAACGUAUACUAACUACCAUUCUAUCGAUGAAGACUGUAUUAAUUAAUAUCAGAGCCGCUGUUCUCUAGUUUUGUAAUCUUUUUGUUUUGUUUUUCUUUUUUGGAAUGAAAUUUGUGGCCAACUACAACAGAUAAUUCAUUACAAGCCGGUAAUAAUUUCAUUC
Messenger RNA from Nicrophorus vespilloides, 1921 nucleotides. It is a transcript of the gene Nt5c, whose product is annotated as 5'-nucleotidase domain-containing protein 3. The record is from RefSeq and is a predicted model, not a curated record. Bases 184 to 1725 code for a protein of 513 amino acids. The transcript has 6 exons. Gene Ontology annotation, molecular function: 5'-nucleotidase activity. NCBI's taxonomy places the organism in Eukaryota, Metazoa, Arthropoda, Insecta, Coleoptera, Silphidae.